This is a messenger RNA of Neltuma alba, 1607 nucleotides long. Its product is annotated as caffeoylshikimate esterase. The transcript has 7 exons. Lineage: Eukaryota; Viridiplantae; Streptophyta; Magnoliopsida; Fabales; Fabaceae. The coding region runs from base 169 to 1167 and encodes 332 amino acids. The record is from RefSeq and is a predicted model, not a curated record.
CGCGGUGAAGUUGCUUGCUUUUUCUUUCUUUUUCCUUUCUUGGCUGUGUGUGAUGUGACUUUCUUUCGAUUCUGUUUCUGGGUGUAUUAAUUAAGCUAAACCCAAGUCUUGGAAUGGUAUUGUAUAGUUGAAGGCUAUUGAAGGAGCAAGCCGAGGAGAGAGCAAGUAAUGGCCCCGAGGAAGAGGCUACCGGGAGUAGACGAUGAAUUGCAGAAGAUUCUGGAUGCUAAAAUGGAUCAAGUUCCCUCUAGAAGAAGGGCUCGUGAGGCCUUCAAGGAUAUUCAGCUUGGAAUUGAUCAUAUAUUGUUUAAGUCAUAUGAGGUGAACUCAAGGGGUAUAGAAAUCUUUACUAAAAGUUGGCUUCCUAAGGCAUCUAAGCCAAAGGCAACAGUGUUCUAUUGUCAUGGCUAUGGAGACACUUGCACUUUUUUCUUUGAAGGAAUAGCUAGAAAGCUAGCAUUAUCUGGUUUUGGAGUUUUUGCUAUGGAUUAUCCAGGCUUUGGUCUUUCAGAAGGUCUUCAUUGCCAUAUCCCUAGUUUCAACAGGCUUGUUGAUGAUGUCAUUGAGCACUAUUCGAAAGUCAAAGAAAACCCAGAGUUCCGUUCUCUUCGAAGCUUCCUUUUUGGACAGUCUAUGGGUGGAGCCGUUGCUCUAAAGAUACACCUGAAACAGCCUAUGGCAUGGGACGGUGCCAUUCUUGUUGCACCUAUGUGCAAAAUUGCAGAUGAUAUGGUUCCACCAUGGUUGCUCACUCAGAUUUUGAUUGGCAUGUCUUAUAUCCUUCCAAAGAGUAAGUUAGUUCCACAAAAGGAUCUAGCUGAGGCAGCAUUUAGAGAUGUGAAGAAGAGAGAACUGACAGCGUAUAAUGUUGUUGCCUACAAAGAUAAACCACGCUUGCAGACUGCAGCAGAGAUGCUUAAAACUACUCAAGAAAUAGAACAGCACUUGGAAGAAGUUUCUUUGCCAUUGUUAAUUCUUCAUGGGGAAGCUGAUAUUGUGACCGAUCCUUCUGUGAGCAAAGCGUUGUAUGAGAAAGCGAGCAGUUCAGACAAGACACUCAAACUUUACAAGGAUGCUUACCAUUCUCUUCUUGAGGGUGAGCCUGAUGAUAUCAUAAUUCAAGUUUUCAAUGACAUCGUUUCUUGGCUUGACCAGCACUGCUCAUAAAAUCUUCAUCUUCAUCCAUUUCUCUUUGUAUCUCUUGAUGCAAUGGUAAAUAAUUACCCAUUUGGAAUGGGAGCAUUAUAAUUUUCUCAGGUCCUUGGAAAUCUGUAUAUAUGAAAAACUCGGAUGUGAUCAAAAAGAGAGGGAAAAGAGAGAGGAAAAUUAAAGAACAAGAGGUUGGCAUGGUGUGAGAUGAAGUAUAAUGCCAAUUAUUACAGCUUGUUUUAUGACGGUUAUUAGAUCGUAUUUGAUGGGAUAGUGGUCUUACGUUUGUAUCUUUACGUGGGAAAAAAAAAAAAAGAUUAUGGGUUGUGCGUUACAUAGGAUUUGAAGUGGAGUUAUAGUACAUAUGAAUAAUGCCUUUUAUUGUAUACUUAUGGUGGGAGAAACAAUAAAAGCCUAUCUGACAGUUCUUAUGAAAAUUUCCUUAACCCUUUCCUUUG